Messenger RNA from Guillardia theta CCMP2712, 855 nucleotides. RefSeq lists its product as hypothetical. The coding region runs from base 1 to 855 and encodes 284 amino acids. Lineage: Eukaryota; Cryptophyceae; Pyrenomonadales; Geminigeraceae. Gene Ontology annotation, molecular function: protein binding. The record is from RefSeq and is a predicted model, not a curated record. The transcript is spliced from 9 exons.
AUGGAGGAGGCUGCGCAGGUCAAUCUUGGUCGCGUCUUUGCACAGUUGACGGUGUUCCUUGCGCUCCGCCAGGCUCUCGGGGAGGAAGCAGCAGCCACUGGAUCUCCCUACGUGUUCUACAACCUGGCCUUGACAUGCAGCCAGCUCGGGUGGCAGAAGAGAGCAAGAGCCGCUUUGCUCGAGGCGGUUCGGAGAUCCCCGACGUUUUCAGACGCCUGGAUCAACGCGGGAGUUGUGAUGCAGCAGGAAGGGAAGGUCCUUCUUGCCAUCAGGUGCUACAAGACAGCUGCAAGGACGAGCUCGGGAGACAAGAAGGCUAUGGCGCUAUACAACAUGGCGGCGAUUCUGAUCCGUAUGGACAGACUGCGAGAAGCAAGAGACACCCUCGCUUCAGCUCUCCAGCACAACCCCAGCAUGGCAGUCGUGUACGAUGGUCUUGGGACGGUGAAGCUGAAAGGAGGCGAUCACAAGGGCGCCCAGGGCCUCUUCAAGCGAGCUAUCGCCAUCCAGCCGAACCUUGCGGAGAGCUACUUCAACCUUGCCAGCAUCGAGAGGAAGAGAGGAAACCCACAACGAGCCUUGUCUCUCCUGCAAGAGUCGGCGAAAGGAACUCCCAGUGGAACUUCUUCCCCAAGAAUCUUCUGGGCUCAGCUCCACAACAACCUCGGAGCCUCCCUGCAUGCGCUGGGAAGGUUUGAAGAGGCUGUUGAACAGUUCGACCAGGCCAUAUCCCUCGUCCCCGACAUGGUCAUGUCAUAUGUCAACAAGUGUCUAUUCCUCGCGAUAGGAUCAUGCAUAUGGUCGGGUCUGCUCUUGUUCUCCAAUCAGCCAGGUGCUAGGUACUGCUGCAUCUAA